GCGAACUGGUUCUUUAAUUAUUACAUCAAAAUAUUUUUAAAUGUACCAAUUUCAGAUUUUAAUUUCAAAACAGCUCGAACUGUUUUAAAUCAUUACUGAGUGCCCGUGAUUAGGGAUUAAUUUAUUCAGCCCCGAAAAGAAGUCCGCAAACAGAGCAGUGCGAAAGAUAAAGAAAUCCCUUAAAAAGGACCAAUACCAUUUAGGUAAUAGUUAUAAAAUAGAUAACGCCCCUUGGCGACAGCUGGUUAGUGACUUUCUACCUGAAACGUUAUUACAUUAACAAUAUUACCUACCUGAACAAACAACUAAUUUAAAAGUGAUCUGCACUCGCACUUAACACCGCAGUUGCAUUUUUCAAUCCAAUAUGAAAUCACUUGUGACUAUCUUCAUUUUGCUAUCCUUUGGACAGUUAGGCCUCGCAAAUAUGGCAGAAAUGCGUAAAAAGUCGCACAUUGAGGAAUUCGAAGGAAUGCCAGCUCUGUUCAGGGCCAUGUCCUCCUCUCCAAACGAUGGAUACACCUACAAUUGGACCGUGGUCUCGUUUUCAACGGCUGGACAACCAGGUUCCGGCCCAAACUGCACCGUGUUGUAUCUGGAUCAGUGCACAUCCUGGAAUAAGUGUAGACAGACCUGCCUGAAAACCGGAGCCACCAGCUAUAGGUGGUUUCAUGAUGGAUGUUGCGAGUGCGUGGGAGAACAGUGCAUAAAUUAUGGCGUAAACGAAAGCAGAUGUCGACUGUGUCCUGAACCGGGAAUUGAAGAUGAAGAGGAUUGAAACAUAUUAUCUCAAAAAUACAUAUUCUAAUGCCAGUUAGAAGCUUAAAAUUGGGUGUUAUACCUAAUGCUAGUUGUAAUUCAUAUUAAAGUUUAAGAUUUUAGGGAUUCACGAGAUGAUACGGUUUAACAAAAAUAAAAUAUACCGUUAAAAACAGUCUUUAAUUUUAUUUCUCCAGUUUU
This is a messenger RNA of Drosophila yakuba, 957 nucleotides long. RefSeq names its product protein twisted gastrulation. The transcript has a single exon. The record is from RefSeq and is a predicted model, not a curated record. NCBI's taxonomy places the organism in Eukaryota, Metazoa, Arthropoda, Insecta, Diptera, Drosophilidae. Bases 365 to 775 code for a protein of 136 amino acids. Gene Ontology annotation, biological process: regulation of BMP signaling pathway.